This is a messenger RNA of Naegleria fowleri, 450 nucleotides long. RefSeq lists its product as uncharacterized. Bases 1 to 450 code for a protein of 149 amino acids. The transcript has a single exon. The record is from RefSeq and is a predicted model, not a curated record. Lineage: Eukaryota; Heterolobosea; Eutetramitea; Acrasida; Naegleriidae.
AUGAACGUGAAAUGUCAACAACAAACAUUGAGCUAUUUCCAAACCAAAGAACAAUACGCAACUUUCAAAAAACACAAUCAUUCUGAAAGUGGAGCAGAGCCGAGAAUUACUGUGAACAGCACCUCAAAAGUGCUUUCAUUUCAAGGUCAAUACUUCAAUCGUGGUGGUUGUGAGUUGAAUUUACGGGCCCGUAAAAGUACAAAGAAAGAACUCCAAUUGAUUGGAGCCAUCUCAGAUUUAGGUUGUAGCGUUACCGUAUCUUCUACUUUUGAUCGUAGACAUUCUGCCCUUCAUAUUGCUCUUAAUAGCACUCCUCGUGAGGGAAGUGGAGAUUCCGGGUCAUGGUGUGCAAAAGUGAAUGACCAAAAUCAAUGGGUCAAAGUAUAUUUUGGAGAAAUUGUGUCUGUGUAUGAAGUAGCUAUUCAAGGUCGCUCAGAUUAUGGUCAAUAG